GGUUUCCAUUGCGUAAACCUCACCCCUCUCUCUCUCAUAUCAGAAAUACAGAAAAAAGAAAGAAAGAGAGAGAGAGAGAGAGAAAGAGAGCGAGAGAGAUUCUCUUCCUCAAGUGUAGGUGCUGCUGGAAGAAGAAGAAGGAGCGCUUCUAAUUACUUAUCCAGGUUUAGGUUGAAAGGUAUAAGAUGGGAGCGGGUGGGCGUAUGACGAGUCCGACUAAGUCUGAGAAGCAAUCCCACCAUCAAAAGAGAGUUCCACAUGAGAAGCCACCAUUUACGGUGGGUGAUCUGAAGAAAGCCAUCCCACCUCACUGCUUUCACCGUUCUCUCAUCCGCUCAUUCUCUUACGUUGUUUAUGAUCUCGCACUCGCAACAAUUUUCUACUACCUUGCCUCAACCUACAUCCAACUCCUUCCCCAGCCCUACCAACUCGUUGCAUGGCCUGUUUACUGGGCUUUCCAAGGCUCCGUCCUAACCGGUGUUUGGGUCAUUGCUCACGAAUGCGGUCAUCACGCGUUCAGCAACUACCAAUGGGUAGACGACACCGUGGGUCUCGUCCUCCACUCAUUUCUAUUGGUCCCUUACUUCUCCUGGAAGUAUAGCCACCGCCGUCAUCACUCCAACACGGGCUCUCUCGAGCGCGACGAAGUCUUCGUCCCGAAACCCAAAUCAAAGCUCGGUUGGUACUCCAAAUACCUAAACAACCCAGUCGGCCGCCUCUUAACCAUAACCAUCACCCUAACCCUCGGAUGGCCGUUAUACCUUUGCUUCAAUGUAUCCGGUCGCCCUUACGACCGAUUCGCGUGCCAUUACGACCCGAACUCCCCCAUCUACAACGACCGCGAGAGGCUUCAGAUAUACAUAUCCGACGUCGGUAUCGUCUCCAUUUCCUACCUCUUGUAUAAGGUCUUGAUGGCGAAAGGACUCGCUUGGUUGAUAUGCAUUUACGGGGUGCCUUUGUUGAUCGUUAACGCAUUUCUAGUAACCAUCACUUUUCUCCAACACACCCAUCCAGCUUUGCCACAUUACGAUGAGUCAGAGUGGGAUUGGCUGAGGGGGGCUUUGGCGACGGUUGAUCGAGAUUAUGGGAUAUUGAACAAGGUGUUGCAUAAUAUAACCGAUACUCAUGUGGCGCACCAUCUUUUCUCCACGAUGCCCCAUUAUCACGCGAUGGAAGCGACUAAGGCGAUUAAGCCAAUAUUGGGUGAGUAUUAUAGGUUUGAUAGUACGUCGUUUUUUAGUGCGGUGUGGAGGGAAGCGAGGGAGUGUGUUUAUGUGGAGGCUGAUGAGAGUAGCCAGACAAAAGGAGUGUUUUGGUACAAUAAUAAGAUUUAAUAAGGUGAGAUUCAAAGAAACCUCCCAAACCCCACCCUUGCUUGAGCGUUUAGCAGAUUUAGGGGGUAGAGUUUGUUUAAUGUGUGUGUUUGUGUUGUCUGUCUGAGUAGUGUUUGUUUGUGGUCGCUAUGUGGUCUUUAUUUCAGUUGUUUUAGUGUAAGAAGAAUUGUCUGUUACUUCCUAUUUUGGAAGAUCUUUGAAGACUUGUUAUUUUCUUGCAUCUAAGGAAACUUUUUUUUGAAUA
Impatiens glandulifera is the source of this 1578-nucleotide messenger RNA. Its product is annotated as delta(12)-fatty-acid desaturase FAD2-like. Gene Ontology annotation, biological process: lipid metabolic process. Gene Ontology annotation, molecular function: oxidoreductase activity, acting on paired donors, with oxidation of a pair of donors resulting in the reduction of molecular oxygen to two molecules of water. The transcript has 2 exons. The record is from RefSeq and is a predicted model, not a curated record. Lineage: Eukaryota; Viridiplantae; Streptophyta; Magnoliopsida; Ericales; Balsaminaceae. The coding region runs from base 186 to 1334 and encodes 382 amino acids.